GCUGUGACAGCAACCAGGGUACACAUUGGGAGUACGGGAAGUGCUGUGUGUGGGAUGCCAGCUGUGCCAGGAGCCUCCAGCCCAGUGUUGGUGUCAAUGCCAGUAAAGCCACAGCAGCUGCCAUGAACCUGGGGUGAGUGUAACUCAGUGUGUGUCCAUGUUAUCCAUGGUGUGUGACAGUCACUACAUUAAAGGUCCACCAUGGGCAGCCAGACCUCUUCAGCUCAGUGAGGAGGGAGGUCUGGGUGCCAGGUCCCCCAGGUUUUCACCCUGCAGCUGAUACUGCCAUAUAUACAUUGCAGGGUUAAGCCAGCCUCCAGUAUUCUGCCUCAAUCACGCAGCGCGUCCAUAGGAAAGCAUUGAGAAAUACAUUCCUGUGGACACUUUGAAUGAGCGCAUGCGCGUUCUGCGCUGGUGACGUCAGACAUGGAUGCUGACAUCGGCGGGGGAGGAGAGGUAAGGGAGCCCGGCGGGGGAAACGGGUGAGUAGCUGAAGGGGGACCCUGCGGGUGGGGGCACCCUCAGGGUACUAUGGUUUUCCUGACACACUAUAGUGUCCCUUUAAGGUCAGGGUAGCUGAACUGAAAGAAUGGCUGACUUACACAUUAUUUCCAGUUUGACUAUUUUUAACCAUAACAUUGAAAUUUACUUUGAAUUCCCUCUUUAGUAAAUAACCCUGUCUAUUCUCAAUUUUAGUGAAUUCAAUUUGAAUGGUACAAUUAAAGUAAAAAAAAAAAAAUGAAUCCCAAAAAACUGGGAAAAUUAUCUAACUAGGAAAUAGCCACAACUGUGGAGUUUGAAUUUUUGCAAAUCAGAUGUUUAAGCCUCAUUCUCUGUAGGUGGCUCUUUCGCUGUCCUUUACUUAAAGGAACACUAUAGUGUUAGGAAUACAAAUAUUCCUAACUCUAUAGAGCCCUAGUCACCUUAACGAUGACUAGAGCCCCAUUCUGCAGCGAAUAAAUGGGUGGCAUACCUUAAUCCAGUGCCGGGCUCCCUCAGCACUGGUGACCUCUCCUCCUCCAUCGACGUCAGCUUCUGAGUGGAGCCGAAUGCGCCUGCGCGGCCAGAGGAAAGCAUUCAAACCCGCCCAAAGGAAAGCAUUACUCAAUGCUUUCCUAUGGGGAUAUUUUUUACGCUGGAGGUCCGUGAGGACGUCCAGCGUGAAAUAAGUGCGAUUUACUCAGUGUAAAUCGCGGAAGCGCCUCUAGUGGUUGUUAGGGAGACAGCCACUAGAGGCUGGAUUAAACCUGCAGUGUAAACAUAUGCUAUGUUCAUAUGCAACUGCUAUGUUUUCAGCUGCAGGGUUAAAACUAGGGGGACCUGGGACACUGCAGGGUUAAGGGACCUGCGACACUGCACCCAGACCACUUCAUUGAGCUGAAGUGGUCCUUUAAUAGAGCUUUGCCUUGUUUUAAAAGGGAGCUGUACUAAAAAGAAUGGCCAGCAUCACUGGUUUAUUUCUACACCAGCAAGAUCACAGUGAUAUAUUAAAGUUCACAUAGAGCCUUUUUCAAACCUAGAGAUGUGAGAAAGUAGUUGACUGAGCUGAAACAUCACCUUGAUGUUGAUGGUUUGGAAAUAAACAAGCUAAAAGUGAAUAUCUGCAUUGUGAAGAUAUUGUGCAUUCUGGCACCUAGCACUCAGACCUAAUCAGUCUUUAGGUAAACACAUCUUUGACUGUUUGCCAGAGUUGGUAUCCAUGUUAACUGUGCCUCACUCUACAGAACUGGUUCGAUACAGAGCAUAUCACUAUUUGCUUUUUAUGAGUUGGACAGGUACUCAGCUUUAAUUCGCAUGGACAAACACGACAGACAUUUUAGUAUCAGUACUCCAAUUUCUUCCUUAACUCUUAAGGCUUUGGUCAGGAGCACAUUUCCCGUUUGCACCAUUAUAAUUCCUCAGAUCUAUUGUGGUCUAUUAAAUAUGUUAAUAAACUGCUGCAGGAUCAACCAUUAUAAUUCCUCAGAUCUAUUGUGGUCUAUUAAAGAUGUUAAUAAACUGCUGCAGGAUCAUCCUUCCUCUUUCUCAUUACACAGCAGGGAAAUUGAGUUGGAAGAUGUUUUCAUUUGCAUUUCUGGCACAUUUAAAUUCCGUUCUGGAUGUAUGGAUAAUGUAGUCUAGUGGCAUCUCUCGCAGGUCCACUGACUAUCCAUAACCCUGAAAGAAGUAACAAUAGGUGCAGCUGAUAUUUUUGGGAACACAUAUUUAAAGGCCAUUCUAUGCACCAAAAUUACUUCAUGUUAUCAAAGGCAUUUUGGGAAAUAGCUUCUGCUCCAGUUACUUUGCAAAUGAACAAUGUUGUUUCUGAGAGGAACGUCAGUGUUUUCUUUGCAGGGGUAAUCUGCCCCUAAUAGCUGGCUGUCAUGCUGAUAGCCACUAGAGGUGCUGCCAUUAACUCUUUCAGUCAGAUGGUCUCUUUCCAUCAAAUUGUCGCACAUGCACAAUAGCCUCUCAAUGCUUUCCUAUCGACAUUGGUUAUGUCAGCCAAAGAGGCGGAGCUUCACUGAGGAGACCUGUGAGAAAGAAAAGGUAAGUAAAAUAACCUUUUUUAAACCUGGUAGUGCUGGUCCGGUAACCUGAACGACUAGGACACUAUAGCGUUAGGCUAGGCUGUUUGUCAGCCGAGGCAGCUUCUCUAUGAUAAGCAUUUGAAUGGACCUGACAAGGGAUGGAGUGAUGUUAGAUGGGGCGUGGAGACCAGGAUGGCAAGCCUCCAUUUGGCAUUGGAUUCCAGGUUGGUUUUAUAGUAUUCAUAAAGUGUUUUACUGCAAAUCGGGAGGGGGAGGAAAUGUAGUGAAUGAUACCCAAUGGCAUAGUUUAGUGAAUAACCUUACAAAGGUUAAUAUAUUUGACGGUGUCUCAGUACUAUUUGAUACUGACAGCAUACUGCCAAGGUAGCAAUAAAGUCCAGAAAAAUCAAAUUACGGAAAAUAGUAAAUAAAUUUCGACCAAUAUAUUUGCUUGCAUAAUGUAUAGAUUUUAAACACUUUUAAUGUUGUUGUGUGGUUUUUUUUUUUUUAUUUUUAUUUUUUUAUUUAUUUAUUUUUUGCAGGGAUGGUCUUAAGCUUGAGACUCAAAUUCUUGGUGGAAAACCAAAGCUAAUUUUGGCUUCAUAUGGUAUGUUGUUGAUUACUAAUUAAUAUUUUUUAUAAACUUUUCUAUUUGUUUAUAAAUAAUAUAUUCCAUUUUUUUUUUUUUUCCCUGACUUUCAUCUGUAACGUUGCUUCAUUACAUUUUCUUUUUCUGCUGUCCUUGCUUAUAUUUUUAGCAGUAACAUCCUGGCUCUUUUCUCAUUAUUAUUGGCUAAUUGUGUGCAGUUUUAAAAACUACUUCUAAAUUGUUUUCUCACUAGCCUUACUAUACAGCAGGCAGAAUAUAGUUGCACUUAGUAAUGAAACUUUAAAUAAAAGAGCAAGAGUGAUUUAGGUGUUUUCAAGAGGGAAAUAGUAAAUUGCAUCACUCAUACUCACCAGCAGUCCUAGAUCUGGUAAAACCGUCCUGAUUUCAGAAUCCUGUCCUGCUAUCCUUGGUUGAUUCUCCUUGGGCACUUUAGCUUAAAAGGAAACUCCACUGCCCAAAAAUAGAAAUAAAAAAAACCCACAACCAGUGUUUAGAUUAGAAGAUGUACUCCCAGUGUAAAUAUUGAUCCAUUUAAUAAUGCAUUAUUUAAUUGAGGGUAUAUCGAAAAGCAACUUGCAAAAGCUUUUUGUCUCUUUUCUGAAACCUUUGUAAGCCAUUCUCUUCUAACCCAGUCCAAAGUUUCUGUGGCUGUCCAAUCACAGACUUCCCAGUACAGCUCAAUGAGAAGUCGUUGCAAGGCAGUCACUCUUAGCAAUUGCUUGCCUCUUGAAUUUAGCUUAACUGAACUAAACUACCAAGAAGUAACAGGACUGGUUCUCUGAUAUGUAGGGGAAUGUAACAAGUUUAAAGGACAAAUAUAGUCACACAGACCACUUCAGCUCAAUGAAGUGGUCUGGGUGCCAGGUUCCCCUAGUUUUAACCCUGCAGCAUUGAGGGUUAAUCCAGCCUUUAGUGGCUGUCUCCCUGACAGCCACUAAAUGUGCUUCUGCGAUCUUCAAUGCGAAAAUUGCAUUGAGGACACACUGGCCGUGCAUGUGCAUUUGGAGCUGACGGCAGGAGGAGGAGAGGUCACCAGCGCCAACCCCUUCAGCCCAGCGGGAGGGGGGGACCUAAUAACCCUAUAGUGCCAGGAAAAUGAGGUCGUUUUCCUGGCACUAUAGUGCUCCUUUUAAGUUAUAAUUUCUCUUGAAAUUUGCACUUUUUGUAAAAUAAGAAAAAUAUACAUUUGAGCAAAUUUAGCUUUUUUUCUUUUUUUUUAUCUGGCUGAGCAACAUUAUAGGAGCAGAUGAUAUUGUUAUCUGACCAACUGUUGCUCAACCUAACUUCAGGUACAGAGAGCAAUCACAACAUUGCUACAAAAUUAGUAAGGUUGAUGAAAACCAUUGUUGAGGAAUGGCUAGAACCACUGAAUUUUGUUUUCUUUAGAAAAAAAGGUACAUUAAAGGUGAAGUUAGAGUACUAUACAUGUUCAUUAGUAGGAAUCUACAGCAGACGAGGGGUCACCAAUUGAGACUAGAAGAAAGGCAUUUUCCCUUACAGCAGAGAAACGGGUUCUUUACAGUAAGAACAAUAAAGAUGUCGAAUUCUCCACCUAAAGAGGUUGAUAAGGAGGAAAAAAAAGGCUUGGAUACUUUUUUGCUCAAACAGAAUAUUCAAGGAUAUAGAGCCAAGAAGACCUUUACCCCCUUUUUGUGGCAUAAUUGGAAAUGUCUAAAAAAAAAAAAAAAAAAAAAUUUAAUUUUUUAUUUUUUGGAUCAAUAGCAUAAAAUAAUGGGUGUCAAGGUUGAACUUGAUGGACUUUGUUGUUGUUGUUUUUUUUUUUUUUUUUUUUUUUUUUUUUUUUAAACCUAGACAAAUGUGUAACUGUAGAGGAGCCAGGGAGCAGUGCCAGGCUUAUCCCAGGUAGAACGUCAAACUGUUAUAAACCCAUUUCACUGCAUGCUUUAGAGAUUAUUGUAAUUGGAGUGUAAUAUACAGUUACAUUCCCUCCAGAUACUGCAGCUCCAGAAAAAAAAAACAUGAUUGAGUUGUUUUGAGUGGAAGUCCCUUUACAAAUAUAUAUUAAAAAAAAAUUAAUGUUACGGUGUUUCGUAAUUAACAGAUUGUUGAUCCGAGAAUAAAUCAAAUUGGCACUUUGAAAUCAUAAAGACUGUAUGUUUAUUCUUUACUUUGAUCAACAACAGCAAAGUAAAUGUGUAGAAGUUGUUCCUUAUUUGCCAACCUGUAUAAUAUGAAUUUCUUUUUUUUUUUAGGUGUUCAGAAGAACAGUAAACAGGUGAGGUUUUGUUUUUGUUUUUUUUCAUUUUAGACCAACAUACAUAUUGUAUUACUGGGUCAUCUUGCUAUAAACAAUCAAAUGUUGUACUAAAAGCAUUUACUUAUUAUCAGGUUGGUCACAGUACAAGAAUACAAAAAUCCACACAGAGAAUUAAACCAACUGGGCAGAUCCUCAAAUCUGUCCAGAGCAAUAAUGUCAAAACAGAGCAGCCAAGGCGCGAAGCUCGACUGGAGACCGGGCAUGUGCUGACUGCCAAACCUCCUGCUAACGUGUUAAAGGAACUUGAAAACAAACACCACCCUACUGAUCAAAAUGUGCAGCAGGUCAAACAAGAUCUGGUGAAAACAAAGCCUGCACCUAAACAGACUCUGGUGUCACAGAUAUCAAAGCAGAGGCCACAACUGAAGAAAACUAUUACUGCCGAGGAGCUGAGGGAGAGCCUGGUGUGCCUGACAAAGGAACAGUUCCAGCAGAUCUUGCAGACCAUUAAUCAAGGGAACAAAGACAUAUCUCAAGAACCUCUAAGAGAUGAAGGUGAGAAAGCUCCCUUAAAAUAAUCACUUCAGAUGCUUCAUUUAAAGGGACACUGUAGGCACCCAGACCACUUCAGUUCAUUGAAGUGGUCUUAGUGCCAUCUCCCAUCACCCUUAACCCUGCAGUGGUAAUUAUUGCAGUUUUUAUAAAUUGUACAUGUGCUAGCUAGUGCAUAGAAAUAAUUUCAAAUUUUGUUCCUACAUGUUUACAUCCUCUGCAAAGUUGCAGAACUCUUUAAGCAUUACAGUUGGAUAACAAUUCAAUAGAGGAGCCCAUUUUUAAAUGUAUUCAUCUCAAGUACUCUGCCGUAGGAAGAUGUUCCUAGAAAAGAUGAGUUCUAUGGCUGUGAUUGAAAACUUGAAAAUCUGAAAUUGAGUGCUAUUACAAAUAGUGCAAAACACACCAAAAACCCACCUUGGACAUCUUCCACAAUAAUGUCACAUAGGAGGUUUGCUUAAAAACAACAGAACAGACAAAUUCUGGUGCAUAAAAAAAAAAAUAGAUACCAGAAAUGCCAAAUGAACCACUCACAUGGGUUUGCUCUAAUAAGCUAGCUCACCCGUUAUAUGCAUUUUGCACCAUUUAGGUUGGUGCUCCCCUCAAUGGUACCUAUAAGAUAUGAUUUCUUUCUUCAUCUUCUAUCCUAUAUGCUUGCAAAAGAAACUAUGGUAGCAUAACACCAUUAAACAAAUCAAAUACAUUUUCACAAAUAUUUAAAUAUUGCACAAAUUGUGCACACCAGCGACAGCUGCAUCACAAAACUCCUCCUUCACAAUUAAAAAUUGAGACACCAUGUAGUAUUAAAUCCAGCAAGGCAUUAUUCAGAUAAAAUCAUGCAGAUACACAUUUCACCCAGUCAAUCCUUAUGCUGAAAUGCUGCAGUGUGCCACUUUGGUCAGCCUGGAGUAGACUCAAAUGGAAUGAGGUAUUACAUAUUGUUGGUAAAAGCCAAACUGUAUUAAUUUAACUACUGCUUAGUUAAAGGGACACUGUAUCUGCUUUAUCUUAUUGAACAGGCUUUGGGUCUGGAGUCCCCUGGUGCUAUCUUUUCAUUCAGCGUUACAGACAACACAACAGUUUUUUUUUUUUUUUUUUUUAUGUUUUAAUACAUCCCCUCAAUGCUGCUUGGGCUAAUUAGGAAGUAGAUUUGAUUGGUUGAGAGUGUCAGCUGACUGCUUUUAGAAUACCAGAGCAUCCAUUGCUACAGAGUAGUGUGUAACAGUGCCAUCUUUACAGAAUUAUAGGCCCCCGGGCAAAGCAGUGCAUUGGGACCCUGCCAACACAACCACUCAGGAAUAAAAAUUUAAAUAUCGAUAAAAUAAAGUUUGUAUUUAUUGGUAACUUUAAACAAAUUUGGACAAUAUAACAUGAGCCUUGAAGUUGAAAAACAAGAAAUAUAAUGUAAAAGUGGUACUUCGUUGGUAAGUCAUACAGACAGAGAUGGCACAGUAUGAAAUUACUAUGAAUUAUUUAUUAUUAAUCAAGUGUUCAACACUUGAAGUCAAUGGUCUUCCGGUUGUAAUUUGCCAUACACAUGAUUGAAAGCCAAUAGGGCCCCCAGGUAGCUGCCCAGAGUGCCUAUGUCUUAUGGUGGCUCUAGCCAGGCUUAUUUUGUGUUAAACCGCUCAAAUGGUUUAACACUAAAUGGAGCGUCAGUGCCAGGGGACUCCAGGCACUAUAACCAAUUUACAGACAUGAAAUGGUGAAAUAGCUAUAGUGACUAUAGUGCCACUUUAAUUCUAAAUUCAUGAUUGUUUUUUCUUUACAUUGAAGAUGCUGUAAAUAAAGAGACUGUAGAUGAAAACAAUGAAGACCUUGUGAAGACUGAAGAUGAGAAUACAUCUUCAUUACAUGAGCAUACAAAAGAGAAGACAACAGAUGUGUAUGUUUCUAGGUUUUUUUUUUUUUUCAUAUAAUUUUACAAGAUUAGUAGAUAAUCUUUGAAAUUAGAUGGUCAAAAACUGAAGGCAGGCAGAUGGCCAGUAGGUUCGUAUCUGUUGAUGAUCUUGGUUUCCUAUUUUUAUUUAUUUUCUUUGUUGCCUCCUUAAAUCUCUGCAGUAAAGGAGGAGUAAAAUAAAAACGUGUAUUAGCUUCUCGCCACAGAUUGUAAAAAGACUUAUUGCGAGCACUGCACCAAGCAGAAUAACUUUGGCUACAUAAGACCAAAAUGGCGACCAUGUAUGCGAUGUGGGAUAUUAAAGACCAUGGAUUAGUUCCUGGCGCUCCAUCUGCCAUGGGCCCACAGUGCUGUAUUCUCACGCAUAUGCCAAAGUACAGGACUAACAUUUAUGGAGGAUGAUUUUAUCUUUAUGAUAUACUCCGUUUUGGGUUAGGGGUGUGGGAUUGUGACGGAGCUGCGUUAAACACACCGGAUUUGGGAAUUAAUUUUUUGAUAAGCUUGUAUCCAUAAAUGUGUUUGGCUUGGCAGUGUACGCUAAUCAGAAUCCAUGUCAUACUAUUGGGAUCUGACAAGAGCCAGAUGAAUAUAUUAACUCAGAGAGAGAGAGCGCGCGCAAUCUUGGUGGAUGAAAAGUCUAUGGAAAACAGGAUGCACCUAAAUAGGUCAACUAAGCAUAAAGGAGAAAUCAGUAAGAUAUAAAAGCAACAGGCAGAUUGGAAUUAAACUAGAACGUAAAAAAUUUAUAUAGUUCCAGUGUUUUUAUGAUUGCCUUAUAUCUUAUGCGGUUGAAUCCAUCAUCAUAGGGUGCAUAUGCUAAAGAAUGAAAACAGAAAGGGAAUACUGAUGGUGUACUAUGUUAUCUACCGAGUGGAAAUCCAACAACAUAAAGUGCGUAAAUGCCCACUCACAUGUAUUAGAACUAUCAUACAAGCUCUGGUAGUGACAGAGUGUAGUUGUACAAUCCCCACCAAUGGAUAUGAAUGAAGGUAUGUUCUCUCCCAUGGGUCACAAUGAAACCUGUAAAGACAAAACCAAUUUCCAAUAGUGCAGUAUGGUUAACAUAAAGGGACUAUAGUGCUAAAACGUAGCACUCACAGGCAUAGAGUGUUUUAAUUUUUAUUUUAUUUUUUUAAACUAAAGCUCAAAUUUUGCUAGCAUAAGGCAGUACUAUCUUCACCUGUAGAUAUGGCUGGUUAAGAUUGUUUAGUGCAAUUAAAGCGAUAAAUUUUAACUUGUACUUCAUAAAUAUAUCUCAUUAUGCCAGUUACACCUCUUUCCACUUGAUAAAUCCUCCAAUGCAGGUGAAACUCUUUGUGGACUAUUGUUUCUGUUUUUAACUUAUCUUGAAUAAACUGGACCAGACUAACUUUUUUUUUUUUUGGUAUCUUUUUAUAUUUUAUAUAUAUAUAUAUAUAUAUAUAUAUAUAUAAUAUAUUCUCUAUCUUUUUAUUUUAACUUGAUCUGUUCUUUGCAUAACCUUAAGGACAACGAAUUGGAUGCUUCCAUUUCAUCCACAGUGGGGAUUGUACCACCCGUGCUGUCAAAAUAGAGCAAUUGUACUGCUCCAAAAAGAAACUUGAAGAAUUUGUGAACCAGCCAUAUCUGAAACCAGCCUUAUACGUGCAAGAUUUGAGUUUUAGUAAAAGUUCUACGCUUGUGAGUGUAAAAAAACUUUUUUUUUUUUUAAAAGCACUAUAGUCCCUUUGCUUGUUAACUAUACUGCACCAUUGGCUAUUGUUUUUGUCUUUUACGUAUUUCACUGUGACCCACAGGACGGAACAUGCCUUCAUCCAUAUCCAUUAGUGGGGAUUGUACCACUUCUAGUGUCCCUACCAGAGCUUAUAUGAUAGCUCUACUACAUGUGAGUAGGCACACCAUCAGUAUCCUCUUUUGUUUUCUUUCUUUUGUAUAUACACCUUAUAUGAGAGGAUUCAAUCCGAUAAGAUUUUAGGUCAUCAUAAGGACACUGGGACUAUAUAUAAACUUUUUGUUUUUUACUUUACAUCUUAUUUCCAGUCUGCCUGUUGGUUGAAUAUCUUAUUGAAUUGUGUUUUAUGCUUAUUUGACUUCUUUAGGCACAACCUGUUUUCCUGUUUCUUUUCAUGCCAUUUCAUUUUGUUGGAACAUAUACCCAGUGUGUGCUGUUUUUUGGUAUAUUGGCUUUAGAACUUUUCAGCGCUUAUCCAUAACCUGUAAACCUUGGUGUACAGUUGUUAACUAACAUAACUUUCUUAAAUAUCCUAGUCAUUCUUUAUCAUACAAAACAUUUUUAUUUUUUUUAUUUUUUUAUCCUUUUGUUUAUUUUAGGCAAAUUGUGAGACAGCCAGCCGAUCUGUUUAGCACGUUAGGAGAACAGGAGAGAGAUCGUAGUCUUCAAGAAAAAAAAAAAGAACAAUGGAGAAAAGAGCUUGGUGUGUAUAUUGUUUUGCUCCAAUAUCUACAGUCAGCUGCCUCCGUAAAUAGGAAAUGCCAUGUUGUAGUUUUUAGGGCCUUUUCUUUUUACAUCAGUUGAUGUAAAAGUCAUUCUGCCUUAGCAGCGGAACCCUAACCCUUUACAAAGGCAUUGCAGAUGCUCAAAAAUAUUGUCGAAAUUGAUUUUGUUUUUGUUAAAAGUAACCAUUUUCUAUGUCAAUGCUUGUAUCCUAAAGAUGAACAAAUUGCUUUAAAGAAACAACGAAGAGCAGAUAAACCGGAUUGGCCAGGUACCAGACAGCAUAUUAAUGCUGCAAAUGAGAAGCCACGAACAUCUGACCAACCAAAGGUAAACAUAGUCCUUCGUAUUGUGAACCUAGUUUCUCUAGUGUUAAACCAGUUUUACGUUUUGUAUUUCCAACACAGUCAACUCUGUUUAUCUUUUUGAAAACUUUAAAAUAUAUAUUUCUUGGUUCCAUAAUUUUGAUCAAUCUUUGUACAAAAUAGUUUUACGUCUAUCUGCCAAUAAUUACCAUAUUAUAUCCACACUGCAGCUUUCUUUUCUGUAUGCAGUUCCAAUCUCCCAAACUCUGGCUGUAAUUCUUAUCUUGCUUUCUUUGUCAUCCUCACAAGAAACCGUUUUUGCAUUGUGUGAAAUGUAAUUAGUUAAUAGAUGAUUUUUCUAACUUUCCAUUUAUACUUUUGCAGCAAUUUUAUCAUAUUAAAAACAAUAAUCGGUUCACAACUGACAUUUAAACUUUCUUGUUAGCAGUUGUUAGAAUACACGCUGGUUUCCAGAUCAUUUCUGAUUACACAGUAAGACACACAAUAUUCUAAAUUAAUGUAUGGCAAUCUUCCACAUGCAGGCUACAGAUCCCAGUGUUGCUGGAACACCAUUGCAAAACAAUCCAAUUCCUGCAACAUCCACGGGUACUGACACAAGCAACUCUACACCCUAUGAUUUGAAUGGUCCCAGCGGAAGGGCUUCUUCCAGUUUCAGCUCUCCUGACCUUCCUGCAGCUAUCCGGAGUGCUUUUAUUGUAGGGGUAAGAUAAUGCUUUAAGUCAGCUGAUAUUCAAAAUAAACUAUUGGGGCGAUCUCUUUUACAAAGCUAGAAUGCUUAAAUAUUGUUUGUCACCAGUACCCUUAUACCCCUCUCAUCUCCCUAGUUAGUUACUUUUCUUGUCCCACUUUUAGCCCAAAAGAGGCUUUCUUUAUUUCCUAAUAAUAAUCUAAACCUGGAAAUGUCAACAAGCCCAUAUAAGCAAGGUUUUUGUUUUCAAUAACUUCAUUUUGCUCCCAAGAUAUAGCUUCUCAAACUUUUUCCUACAUAUGCUAUCAAAGAAUGUUAACCACCUUACUUAUGAAUUGGCAGAAAUUUAAAAAUCCCCCAAUGUAAAACAUGGCAGGUUUUUUUUUUUUUUUUUUGUCUACUAGACAGCCACUAGUGGUACUUCCGUGAGUUUACCCAACUCUGGGUCCCUUUAAAUGACAGUAGACCUCAUUGAAUUGUAUAUUUUCUUUUCUUUCGUAUUUUGAUAAGCAGAGAGUUGACUUUUUAGUGAUUGGAUUCUUUACCAAUUUUUGUUUUUUUUGUCAAUCAAUAUUUUAUUGAAGUAUUAUGAGGUUAGACAAAAGAAUAUAAACAAUCACAACUGAAUACAACACACAUUACAAUUGUAUAUACAACAGUAAGGCGCCAUCUUUUGUUUCAUUAUAGAAAGGUGUAGGAAGUAAUAGGGAUAACAUGAUCAUGGGUAUUCUGAUUAGUAAAAAUCAGCAUAAAGACGUACUUGGCUAACUACCAAGUCAGGAAUGUUAAGAGUGUCACUAUGUACUGUAUUACUCCGUGAAAAUAUUAUGAGGAUAAUCAGUUAACUAGUAGCAGGGCUAAACUAGCAGAAAGAUUACUUGGGCAUAGAAUUGUGCCUGUUGAAUAAGCCAUUUUCGGGAACACAGUUUAGUGGACAGAGCCCAAGAUGCAGAUAAAUGCUGAAGGCAAAGAACCAAGUUCGCAGUACCUAAGGGUCAGACGAAGAGAAUAGUCAAGGAAGCCAAAGGUCAGAACAGGCGGCACAGGUUUAGAAGCGAUGAUACAGGCAAGGGUCAAAAUCAGGAACAGGAUCAGGAUACAACAGGAGAGUCUCUGAAGGUCUUUACACAAUCAGGAGCACAGUACAACAGAGUGAAGGGUGUGUGCGACUUAAAUGGAGGUCGUCUUGUUAAUUGAGGUUCCACCGUGGUCUCCACCUCCUGUACCUUUAAAAGGCUAUGUGUCUGCGCGCACGCCCUUUUGAUUCUUCUGAAGUUUUACUUUCUGUGUGGUCGCACGUGGAAGCAGUGGUGUUCUCGUGAACAGACUUCUAUUCUUGCUGUAUACAAAAAAUGUGUAUCUAUAGUUCCAGUGUCCUUAUGUACAAACGUAGUUCUCUCUGCAGUAUAGGUGAGUAGCGUUCGCAUGAACAGAGGUGACGUUCGUACACAUGGAGUUGUUCCUUCUGCAACGGUUAAGUGGCGUUUGUGCAACCAGAGGUGCUGUUCACAUGAACGUAAGCAGUCGGCGUGGGUGACUGAACCAACCGCGCUGCCUGGGGGGGUCGCGCUCCGACACUGCAUCCUUGUGGAGUGUGAGAGGCGCGGCGUGGGAGCUCUCGAGGUAGGUGAGUGUGGGAGCAAAGUCCUGAUGGCCAUGUUGCAUAAGGCGAGCAAAUAUUCACCAGAAAGGCAAGUGAGUUAUAUGGGCAAGAUUCCCAUGUUUGGAACAAAAAGAAAACCUAUAUAAAAGCAUGCAUAUAGUACCAACAAAUGGAAUCCCACAUCUGGUGAGUCAGACCCCCUCUCCCCCCCCCCACCCCACCAAGUAAUAAAUUAACCACGACUCAUGGUACACGGAACGCUCUCUGGAGCGUUAGGUUGGAGGGGAGCAGAACAAAUCUGCCUGGGGACAUCGACUAUGUGGUUGAGAGUGAGCAUCUCUCCAAGAUUGUUGACGGUGUCCUGAAUGAGUAUCCCUCUUGGCUCUAGGCAAAGGUAGGACACGAUACAACGUGACUCUCCCAGAGAAAUUCCCUGAGGUAUUAAGGACAAGUUACCGCUGGUUAAGAUGUUGCCAAAACUUGAGCCAUAGUGUAUCGAAUGCCUCAAGGAUGGCCACUCUCUGCUGACCCUGUGUAUGCUUUACUAUGGGUUGUGAGGACUCAGAGAAAGCCGCCAGCUUAGGUGAGGAGCACUGACGCCAAAUGGUAGUGGAUUGAACCCACGAUAGCUCCUACUAAGAAGGACCUCCCUAUGAGAACCAGGAUAAUCUCCGCUGGUCCAAAAGGGAAACAGGGCCCUUCAGUGAUGCACAGGCCAAACCACGCAGGAGAUCGGCUAUCUCUCCCGUCCUCAGUGCAUGCAGGAGACGCAGGCUUUCCACAAAAAUACUGAACGAGAGCAUCUGGGACUGCAGAAACAGGUAAGUAUGUGAUAAGGUUGCAGCGCUAGCCUAAAUACAUUAUAGCCCCUGAAAGUGGAACGUUUACAAGGAGCUCUCGAAAUACAUGUCUGGUCUUGCUCUACUUAAUGAGACACUAUAGUCACCAGAACAACUACAGAUUAUUGUAUUUGUUGUAGUGAAUAGAAUCAUUCCCUUCAGACUUUUUGCAGUAAACACUGUCUUUUCAGAGAAAAUUCUAGUGAUAACUCCACUGGCCAUUCCUCAGAUGGCUGCUAGAGGUGCUUCCUAGGGCAGUGCUGCACACUGUACAGCACUGUCAUUCAGUGUCUCACCCUCUGCAUGCAGACACUGAACUUUCCUCAUAGAGAUGCAUUGAUUCAAUACAUUUCUAUGAGGAAAUGCUGAUUGGCCAGGGCUGUGUUUGCCUUGUGCUGGCUCUGCCCCUGAUCUGUCUCAUUGACCGUCUCAGCCAAUACUAUGGGAAAGCACUGUGAUUGGCUCAGAACAACAUUCUGAUGUCAGUCAAGCAGGCAGACCAGAGACAGAGCCAACAGCUGCAGACUUGAAUACAAGUAAGAUUUUACUAUACAUAGAGAGGCAAGGGGGCAGGAAGGCUAGAUGGUUGUUUUAACACUGUAGGGUCUGGAAUACAUAUUUGUGUUCCUGACCCUAUAGUGUUCAUUUAAGCUCACCUGUCUUUCCCCACAUAAAUUUUCUCAUACCUUAGAUUAGAGCAGCUUUCUUCCUGAAUGCGUUGUAGUGUGUUUGUAUGUAAAGCCUCAGUUUUUGUUUUUUACCUGUGAAGAGAAUGCUGGUCUCUUUUGGGAAAGAGUCAAGGGUUUGCAAAGGCUUUUGCUUUUGCAAUCUCUUUCUAAGAUAUACCUCCAAUAAAUGCAUGAAUGAAAAAUGCGUUCAUGCAUUCAUUGGGGGUAUAUCUACUAAAUGAUUUUAACUUUGAAUUUAUUUUUAAUCAUUUUACCUGUGGUGUGGUCCUUUUUAAGCCACUUGCAGUGCUAUUUUCCAAGACUCUGUGAAGUAGAUCCAGUGUCAGGACAUAUAGUUGUAAUCAAAACUAUUCAACCCUCAUUGAAAAUCAGGUUUAUUGUCACAAUUUACAGACUUUCCGCUGUUUGCAAUAAACAAAUCCAACAAAAGCAAUUGAAAUAGCUCCACACAACGAAUGCUUCAAGUGGUUUCCCCAAAUUCAACUGAAAAUGCAACGUACAAUGACUUUUCCAGUCUCAACCCCUUUCAUGGCAAAGGGAUACGCUAAGCAUCAAAACAGCUUUUGUUAGUGAUGUGGUUUUGGUGUAGAAAUCCUGUUCCUGCAGCUAGUCUUAUUGCUGAAUUAUCUGCCAUUUAGGAGUUUAAUCACUUUAUUUAUGCAGCCCUAGCCACACCUCAUUUGGCUGUGACUAACACAGUCUCCUUGCAUACUUCCUUUAUUGCACAGUCUAUGUAAUAAAGAACUGCCUGCUCUGGUAAUUCCUUGCAGUAGCCUCCUGUGUGUAAUUAAAGUUCAAUUAAGAAAGCAGGGAAUACAAAUUUCUAAAGUAACAUUGUGCUGUGGCUUGGUCUACAAAAAAAAAACCAAAACUGAUGUAACAACUAAAAAGCAGAAAACUGAACAUAAAGACUGCAGGGGUAUGAUCUGUACACAUAAACUGCUUUAUUGAUCUAAAGUUUUUUUGGUUUUUUUUUUAGUGCUUAGAGUUUAAGUUUUUAAAGGGGAGCUGUGACGUCCCAGGAUCCAGGAUUUGUAAUGUUUGUAGCUUAAAAAAAAAAAAAAGGGCAAGAUAUCCGUUACGUAAAAAUAUCAAUGAUUUUAUGGGUGCUAAUAUUUUGUGUUUUUAGGAAGCUGCUCCAAUGGAUCAUCCUUUCAGUGCAACCAAACGCCAGCAGCAGAAGAAGUGGCUGGAUGAGCUGAACAAACAAAGAAUGGAAGAUGUGCAACGCAAAAUGAAGGAAAAACAAAGGUUUUUAGAGGUAAAUAGAAUGCCUGUCCAUAAUUUGUUUUAUUUCCUUUACAAGAUUGCAGUGGUUAAAGCACAGUGGGGUUUGGUCACUAAUACCAGACCUUUAAAACAUGUAGUCUGUUAUCAUUCUAUGACACUAAUGGCUAACUUUCCAAUGCCUUUGGGGGUUUUAAAUUUUAUAGGCACACUAGCCACCAAAACAACUUUUACUUAAUGAAGCAGUUUUAGUGUAUAGAUCAUAUAACUAUAGUCCUACUACUCAAUUCUCUGCCAUUUUGGAGUUAAAUCACUUUGUUUAUGCACCCCUAGGCACACAUCCCUGCAUGUGACUGACACAACCUUCCUAAAUACUUCCUGUAAAGAGUCAUCUAAUGUUUACACUUUAUUGCAAUUUCUGUUUAGUUUAGAAUUCAUGCUCUGUUAAUAGGUUGCUAGACCCUUCAGUAGCUUCUUGUGUGUGCUAAAGUUGGUUUAAAAUUCCCAUUAUGCACGGUUAGCUUCAUCAUUAUAAGAAUCUAUGUUCACAAAACAUAGGGUACCAUCAUUUAUCUUAAAGGGAACCUGUUGUCCCAAAAAGAACAAUCGUUAUUUCGAGACUAUAAGUUCCCUUCUGUCUACUCCCUUUGUCCAUCCCUCAUUGAUAAUAAAAAUAUAAGUAAAAUAAAGAUUACUCGCCUUCUUUCCAGCCCUAGGACUAUUAGGGGUUGCAACCCUUAGCUCUGCCUCUGGUGUUGUCUGCAUCUCUUAGAGAAGCAGUGGAUUAGAACUGGGCAUGAGUGGCCAAACGCUGUGCUCCUCCAAUCAAAUGAUGCUGUCCGUAGCAUUUGCUUUCCAGACCUAUUUUUACUUCAUUUGGAGGUGGAAGCGGUCAGGAAACAGCCACUAGAGAUAUGUAUAACUUUGCAAUGUAAACAAUGUUAUAUUACAGGGUUACAAAUUACAGGACAACUGCUCCCAAACCUCUUUAUCUAAAUGAUAUUGUCCAUAUAAAUCUUCUGUGAAGGCAGAACAAAAAUCACGGUUUUCUGUCUCAUUCUCUGUAGGUCAUAAACCCUUUCUCAUGGGACUUCCGAAAAUAAAAUCCAUUUGUCUUAUUUAUCUUUAAUUUUCCUAUUAUAAACAAUAAAUUGCUGAUGUAACCACAUGAAGCCUAUCCACAUCAAAUGUUGUUUAACUGUUAUGACAUCAUGUUCUCUUAAGUUCACCAUGAUUCUGCUCACUAUAGACUGAAGAACAUGACCUGUGGGCAAUGCAUUUUGACUCCUUUAAGAAGCCAAUUGACCAUCGUCCUAUUACAAGAAUACCACCAUCUGCAAAUUUUUUGCUCUCUCCAGAGAUAGCAGACUCUUCACCGGUGGAGCUAUCUCCAUCUCCAGUGCCGAGCUAUCUAUACCAUGCAGAAUCCGGCAUGCAGAAAUCUGUAGAUGAAGAUAAUGCCCAGGAUCACAAAACAGGGUAAGUUUAUCGUUUUAUAAGGCACAACUCUGAAAUUCAGAUUUAUAAAAGUAAAUGGCUUUUAAAGGGAUACUAUAGACAUCAAAACAAAUUCAGCUUAAUGAAACAGCUUGGGUACCCCUACAGUCUUAAUGCUUAAAUCUCUGCUUAAUGUUUCUCUUUAUGCAGCCCUAGCUACACCUUGCCUGGCUGUGACUCCUGCAGCCUGUAUGAAAAAAUGUUUCCUUUUCAAUCAGAUGUUAACUUGGUUUAGAAGUUUUCAAUAAGAAAUUAUAGAUUAAAUCUACUGUGCAAUACAGGAACCUAAAAUAACUAGGCUCCUUUUCAGGAAGUGUUUAGGAAUGCUGUGCAAGCCACACGCAGGGAGUUGUAACUAGGGCUGUAAAAACAAACUGAUGUAUAUCCUAAAUGACAGAGGACUGAGCAUUGAGACUGCAAGGGGCUAAAGUUGCUUUGGUUCAUAUAAUGUCUCUUUCAAGACAAGAUCAAUAAAGCAGGCUAAGUGUAUUUGGCAUCCUUUUCAGUUGGGGCAGUCUUACAUAGUGCUCUAGGAACCAGCUUUCAAACCUUAAAAGUGCAGGCGAAACAAAUUGCUAGAUACUGCAUGGUGAUUAUACAUUUCUCAAAUAAAUGUCUUUUAGCUUGACUUUCUGGAGAUUUGUGUUCAUAUUUGGAGACCGUAAACCUCAGCAGGCUAUAAAGGUCAUUCAACAUUGGCAAAUGUAAUUGAACUUCUAUUUAACUAUGGUCAAACCUUAGCCUGUUGUGAAGCUCCUGCUUUUUCUCCUAGAAAGACUGAUAAGAAUAGGAGUGCAGAUUGUACUGUGUUUUAAAAUACUGUUUUACUGGGCAUUACUGUAUUAAAACAAAUUUAAAAUAUAAGAUUUUGCUGCUGCUAUUUUGUAAUUAAAGGAAAACUCUAGACACCUAAAACACAUUAACACGCUAAAGUGCUUUAGGUGUUAUUUGCCUAUCCCUACAGCAGGGAUCAAAUUUUCAAGUUCUGAUCUGCUAGCCUGUCCUAAAAAUCGCCUCCUCAAAACACAUAGGAACAGCAUUUGGUUUCAAUAAAUCUUGACAGCAUGAAGUGCUGGUGUGUUGUGUAAGUGCGUUUUAUAAAUGUGGGGAUGUAUUUGUAUGUAGUGUCUGUGUGAAUGCAGGGGUGCACAUUUAUCACAUCCCUUCUCCUCAUCCAUGUCCACCACUGUUCUCCCCUUUUUAUAUGCCUUUUCCUCAUCCUACGCCACAUCCAUGCCCCGUCUUCUGCCCAUCUAUGCCAAAUUAACCUGCCCAUCCAUACCGUUUUGUAUGCCCCUUUUUUACUUUUCUAUUUUCCUACUUCUGAUAUUUCCAGGUUUUCUUUUUUCCUCUGAGGUGCCCUCCUGUUUCUUGUUGGAGCAGAGAGCCCUCAUCCCUGUUACCCAUUAGUGCGAGGGAUCAUAUAUUUAAAUUAUUUAUUUACUUUUUGGGUGGGUUAAUUGAAAUGUCUCUGUAAUGUUCAUGCAAAGCAUUUCUCACUUACUAUUUUGUUAGGUAUCUUCGUACUAUGACUGCCUUAUUAGAUCCUGUGCAGAUUGAAGAAAGAGAACGAAAAAGACUUAAACAGAUUGAACAUCAGGUAACCUGAAGCCCAAAUUAUAGGUUAUUAGGCACUUAUGGAAACCCAGCUAGACCAUGCACAAAUUUGGUUAUAUCCUGCAUCCUACCAACAAUAGAUUACAUAAUCUCUUACACCUGCAUCUUGCACAAGCAUACACUUUAAAAUGACCCUUUGCAUUUUUAGAAUGAAAAUGUAUCAAAGCACUGACAUGACAGUUCUUUUUGUCAAGGGCUCAAAUUGGCAAGACUUUAUAAUUAAAUUACCAAUCAACUGAUUCACAUGCAUUUAAUUGACAUAAAAUAUGUUUUAAUUGUGAAUGGGGGAUAUAUGUAUGCUUCCCUUAUGCCAGAGCAUUUUCAAAAAUUACACAGUAUCUAGUGAGGGGAUAAAAUAGCAUGUAUUUAUUAUUUUGUUGUAUGAAUCCCCUUCGCUAUGAAAUACAUCAACGGCUUCCAUCAUUCAUAGGCUCUUCAUUUAUAGAUAUUUAUUUUCAUUUACUAUAUAGUUACAUCUCCAUUUAUUUCUAGCACCAGUGAUAAAAUAAGAAACCUUUUGAGGUUCAAUAGAGUUAUAGCAGUUUUAAUGAAAAAGAGGACCUAUAUUAGCCAGCAGAGGACGGUGUGGGUGAAUUUAGAGUUCGUAGGCUUGUAUUUGCUAAUCUACUUCCCAUUAAAUGUGUGUCCCCUUAUAAAGCUGAAUACAAGGCUGGUGCUCUCAGUCCCAUGAGUAAUAAUAGCUUUUCCUGGUCCUGGUUAUAAAGGUUAUAUUCAAAAAAUGAUUUAUUAAACAUGUAUCGUAUAAUGGUACAGCAAAUAAUGGGCUAAUGUACUGAACUGAAUAAAAUAAUCUUACCUAUUAUAUCCAAAUGUGGUUAAUUAUUUUUCUUUAUCUCGUUUUCUUUCUUUUUUUUAUUUAUUUUUUUCCUUCUUUCUUUGCUUACUAGAAAGCCAUAACAGCACAGGUUGAGGAAAAACGGAGGCAAAAACAGUUAGAGGAACAGCAAAGACAAAGAGAAGAACGUGAGGAAGAGCAGCGACUACAAAAGGAGAGAGAUAAAAUGCAAAGGCAGUUUGAAGAAGAUUCCUUGCGUCAGAAGCAGAAAGAAGUAAGAGAUCACUUAUUCCAUUACAGCUGACUAUUUCUGUCUGCUAACGGUUUGCCAUACCUAUCAACACCAAAGCGAAAAGAUGGGGCAGCAAGUGUGCUCUUCAGCUGUUCAGGAGUGCACUCAGUUAAUAGGUGGGGGCUCCUUUAUGCUAGGGGCAGUUGUGUACAUUCAGUUGAAUCGUUCUUAUCACGGUUAGAUUAAGUUAAAGAAGAUAUUCCAUUUGUAUCUAAUCUUCCUUUAGAAUAUUGGUUAAAAUAUAUAGUAGAUUGCACCAAAUACAUUUUGACAACUGGUUUAUUGGGUGGAAGCCCAUCUAGUGCCUCUCAGGAAGAGGUGUACGUAAUCAUUCAAUGUAAACAUUUCUGUUUCAUUGCAGAGUUAUAACGACAAUAUCACAGCAAAUAAAUAACUUCUUUAGAUGAAGUUGUUUGGGCGCCUUUAGUGGUCUUUUAAACAAGAAUCUUUAAAUGAUCAGCUCAAAAAAGGUUAUGUUUUAUUAGUUUAGCCAUAUUUUCUUCCCUUCUCUAUUUUACCAAUUUUAUCAGGGCUUAAAAAUAGUUAUCUUUAAUAUUUAUCUCAGAUUCUGGUACUCUGUUUUUCAUUUUAAACCAUUUGAGUGUUAUAAAUGGACAUGGUAGGCACCCAGAACACUUCAUCUAAUUGAAGUGGUUUGGGUGCAGAGUCCCUGUCCCACCUAGUCCUGCAAAGUAAAUUUUGCAGUUUUUGAGAAACUGCAAUGAUUACCUCACAGGAAUAAGUGCCUCUAGUGGCUGUCAAUCAUAUAGCCACUAAGGCGCUUCUGGGAUUCUAACGGACUCUGAGUCCCUUAAACGACUCUGGAUGUCCUCACAUUUUGCAUAAGGACAUUGUGUCCGUAAAACCCCCCAUAGAAAAGCAUUGAGGCAAUGCUUUCCUAAGGGGGGCGCUCAUACGCAUUAGGUUUCCCCGUCGUAGGAGGCAGAGUUUGUCCCAGUGUCCAGGGACAUCGGCGCUGGAAUCUGUAUGUGACUAAAGGAUUUUUUGACCCUUUAUGUGCUGGAGGAGGGACCGCAGAAGGGGGGGUGGACCAGAGGGCACUAUAGUGUUAAGAAUACAGAUUUGUAUUCCUAAAACUAUAUACAAUCCCUUUAAUAGUUGGUUGAGGAUAUAUGUUUAGGCUGAGUUCCCCCAUCAUUUAUUUAUUUUUAUUUUUUUUGUAUUCUUCUUUGUAGGAAGUGUUGAAAAUGAAGACAAAUGACCUUUACCAAAGUAUGCUGAGGGCGCAGGAAGAGGCACAGCGACUAAAACAAGAGCAGAGGAUGCGAGAUUUACGCCAAAAAGGACAUGACGUAUCAAAAUUGCAAAAACAUUUAGCUGGUAUUUCAUUUACUCAUUUGGUGUUGGGUAUUGUGUGUUUUUCAAAUGCAACCUUCGUACCAAAUGCAAUUUUAGUUUUCUGUUAGCAGGUAUGCUAAAACAUACUUACCAGCAUGUUAAAGAAUUACUUCACAUUCCCGAGAAGCUUCGGCAAGUCAUAAUCUGUUGGGCAUCUACAGAGAAAUUCUUAAUUUAAUAAUAAUAAUAAUAAUAAGGCUCUACAACAUGUAUUUGUAAGUGCCAAAAUGACAGACCUGGACUGUCAAAAGCAUUUAACCCUAGAUUUAAUGAAAGAAAAGUAUAUUCACAGAAUGUCCAAAAACAAGACACUGCUACCCACUAUUAUAAUUACCCCUUUAUGCGAUUUUAUAAUCAGAUUAUUUAGAGAGAGACCGAUACAAUAAAGUGCGAUAUUCACAUUUUAUCAGCCAUGUAACCACUAUCCUGCUUGUGUAUGUAGUAGUGUACCCUUUAAAAAUUAUACUUCGGAACCUUAUGUGGAUCACCUUCAGACUUUGUAUUGCUGCAAAGUUUUAGAACUGAUCCAAAAUUACCUUAUAGAAACCUGAUUCAAAAAUAAUAAAUUUCAGUCAAUCAAAACCCACAGCUAUUAAGUUUUUAAGAGACAACCAAGAUUUUAAAGAAGGAAGACUGUAUAGGAGGUUCACAAGACGUAACUGAGUUGAUUCAGAUCAGUUUUCCACUUCUGAAUAUGAUUCAAGCAGUAAAAAAGUGAAAUCCACCUCCGAACCUGGAUUACCUCAGAGUGGGAACCAACAAGUGUUUUGAAGAAAGGGGUCUUUUUAUUUUUUUAGGAAGACCCAAGAUGGAAGAUUUGGUCAGACCAAGAACUUGCAAUAGGGCACGUUCAAAUUUAGAAGGAGGAGGUUUAGGCAACAGUCACAACCAAGUUAUCAACAUCACUAUGUACCAUCUGUUCUUAGUAGAGGUCUGUCCUUAAUUCCAGUAUCGAAGUUUGACAUAUUUGGCUAGACAUAUCCUUGUUUGCCCUCAAACUAGCUCUUCGUGAAAAAGGAAGUAUCAUUUUUAAAGGGAACUUAGCUACUGUAUACACAUGCAGGAUAGUGGUUAUAUGGCUGAUGUAAUGUGAUUACAUUGCAUUUUACAGAACUUGUAUAUAUCUAAGUAAUCUGUUUAUAAUCAUAUGAAGGGACAAUUACAAUACCAGACACGAGUGUCCUAUUUUUAGACAAUCUGUGAAUAUAAUUUUCUCUCUUUUUUUGCUUUCAAAUUCUUCAGUAGUACUGUACAUGGGUAAAUGGCAUACAUGGGUCUAAUUCAUUUACAUAACCUGCCCAUACAGCAAGGAUUGACUGGGAAAGUCUUCUGUCUGUUAUCAUUUUGGCCAUAAUCUUAUGCCACCAGUAUUUUUUAAUGCACUGCAGUUCGCAAAGGGACACUGUACUCACCAAAGCAACUUAAGGUUCAUGAUGCAGUUUUUGUGUAUAGAUCAUGCUUCUGAAGUUUCGCUGCUCAAUUCACUGCCAUUUCAGAGUUUGAUCACUAUAGUUUGUUUGUGUCGCCCUAGCCACACCUCCCCUAGCCGUGACUGAUACAGCCUCAUGAAACCAAAAUGGUUUCAUUUUCAAUCAGAUGUAACUUACUUUAAAGUUCAAUUUAUAGAGCAGGAGAUAAAAUCUUUUAAUCACAUACAGGAGACUCCUGCAAGGUCUAGCGAGCUAUUAACAUAGCAGUUGAUGAGAAAUUCUAAAUUAAAUAGAAUUUGCAAUAAAGGAAGUGUAAACAUUAGAUGACUCUUUAUAGGAAGUGUUUAGGAAUGUUGUGUAAGUCACAUGCAGGGGAGGUGUCCCUAGGGCUACAUAAACAAAGUGAUUUAACUACUAAAUGAGUAGAGAAUUGAGCAGUGAGACUGCAGGGGCAUGGUAUAUAUCUCUAUCUAUCUCAAAACUGCUUCAUUAAGCUAAAGUUGUUUUUGUGACUAGUGUCCCUUUAAAACAAAUGUCACAACAAGUUAUAAAUUCAGCACUGAAUUAUUCUUUUUCAGGUGAUGUACAAUCGGACCUCAGUAGAGCGGUUAGCAGAGUCACUGAUUUACCAUCAGAGGAUCAAGGUAACGCAGUGAACAGCACCGCAAAACAGAGUUUUUCCACAACGAUCUCCCCUCGGAGAGACACUGGUGUACAAACCGGUAAGGACAUUUCCCAUAAAUAAAAAACACUCUGAGAUUGUGCAUUCACUGUUGGUUCUUAUAUGUUUUUGUCCUUAUAGGAUACUUAAAGCAUCAUAACAUUACAGUUGUAGAGGAGGCACAUUAUGGCUGCCAGAAAAGAACUAAAAACAGAGGUGCUGCACUCAGAUUAUUUUAACCAUAACCACUUAAACAAGCUGUAACAAUUAUGGUGCUUCGAGUAUCCCUUUCAUGCCACGAUUUUUUCACUGAAGAAAUUUGAACUGGGGAAGAAUGACAGAUUUUAAAAAAAUCUUCUAAACCAUAGUCUUUUACUUCACAUGUUAAACAUUUCUGUUUUACUUUUUUUCCUACCAAUUUGUGUCUCAAUCUUCUUAAAGUCUACAUAGAUUAUUAAAGUCUACUUGUUAAUGAGCAAUUAAAGUGUUAAUAACUUAAUAAACUAGAUGUAAAAUAACCUGAAUACUGUACUUGUUUUUAAUUAUGCAUUAACACUUCCAGAAAUAAACCUUCGUACCAACCCAGCAGCUUGCAUUAAAUACCUUUUUUGACUUGGGCAAACUAGAGGAUGUGAUUAUUAUAAAGCUCACGUUCUCAACUAUUAAUGACAAUGCUUUUAAGUAAUAAAAGAAAAUCUGUUUCAUAAAGUUGCAUGCACUUGAUCUAUGAAGGAAAUCCAAAAAUAGUUUCUGGGUUUGGUACUUUUUUGCCUCAAGUGGACCUUUUAUGUUAGGCUUUUUUCUACCUUAUACAGCAUAUCCCCAAUAGCAUGGAAAUCAAACUUAACCCCUUAAGGACACAACUUCUGGAAUACAAGGGAAUCAUGACGGAAUAUUUCCGUCAUGUGUCCUUAAGGGGUUAAAGGGACACUGUAGGUACCCAGACCACUUCAGCUUAUUGAAGUGGUCUGGGCGCAAUGUCCCAAGUCCCUUAAAGGACCACUCUAGGCACCCAGACCACUUCAGCUUAAUGAAGUGGUCUGGGUGCCAGGUCCUUCUAGGGUUAACCCAUUUUUUCAUAAUUAUAGCGGUUUCAGAGAAACUGCUAUAAUUAUGAAUGGGUUAAGCCUUCCCCCUAAUCCUCUAGUGGCUGUCUCAUUGACAGCCACUAGAGGCGCUUGCGUGCUUCUCACUGUGAUUUUCACGGUGAGAGCACGCAAGCGUCCAUAGGAAAGCAUUGUAAAUGCUUUCCUAUGCGACGGGCUGAAUGCGCGCGCAGCUCUUGCCGCGCGUGCGCAUUCAGCCCAGGAGGAGGAAUGGAGGAGGAGAGAAGGAGGAGAGCUCUCCGCCCAGCGCUGGAAAAAGGUAAGUUUUUACCCCUUUCCCCUUCCAGAGCCGGGCGGGAGGGGGUCCCUGAGGGUGGGGGCACCCUCAGGGCACUAUAGUGCCAGGAAAACGAGUAUGUUUUCCUGGCACUAUAGUGGUCCUUUAACCCUACAGUGGUAAUUAUUGCAGUUUCUGAGAAACUGCAAUAAUUACCUUGCAGAGUUAACUCCUCCUCAAAUGGCUGUCUACCAGACAGCCACUAGAGGGACUUCCCGGUGCUUAGACGCCUUUUGAUUGUGUAAAUGAUGCUGGAUGUCCUCCCGCUAUGCAUGAGGACUUCCAGCGUCACCAGAAUCCCCAGAGCAAAGCUUUCCUUUUGCAAAAUCCUAAUGAGAGUGCGGCCAUUGCUAUGCAUGCGCAUUAGGUCUCCCUUGCCGACGUCGGCAGGGGAGGAGCUUGGCGAAGCCUGACCCAGAACCGAGGGACAUCAGUGCUGGAUUCAGGUAAGUGUCUGAAGGGGUUUUAACCCAUUCAGCGCCGUGCGGGAGGGGGUUACUAUAGGAUUCUAUAGUGCCAGGAAAACAAUUGUUUUCCUGGCACUACAGAAUCUCAUUAAUAGUAUACAACAAUAAUUUGAUGUUAAAGCCAGUUGUUUUAAGUGGAUAUGUGAGGUUUCAGACUUUUAGGAGUAACUCAAUUUGUAGACCCCCCUAGUUACCUUGGAAAGUGGUGCUGAAUAUUCCUGAAAAUGUUCUCAAAAAUUCUUUAUUUUGUUGAUAGAUUUCGGAGAUGGUGAAAUAGAUACUGGACCUCUAAUUCACAUAGAUGACACUGAGUGGAGAUGUGCACAAGCCUCAUCGCCAGAUAUACCUAUCGAAUUUAAAGUACAAACCAAGACUGACAUUCAUUUAAAAAAACAGAAGACAUUCAGAGAGAAAGGGGAUUCCCGUAAGGAAAACAAAAAUACUGUUAAUGACAUCUAUGAACCAUUUGCAAGAACAGAUAAAGUUGUCAAGGACCGUUCUAGAAAACCAGACUGGAACAGAAACAACCCUAACAAAAAAUAUAUACCGGCCUCUGAGAGAUACCCAAAAGGACUUCAGAAACACAGGGAGGAGAGUAAAGCUCGGAGGCAAACGGAGCUGCUUAAUUUGGUGGAAAAAAACACCGUAACUAAUGUGAAGAUGAGACAAGGGAAUUCUCCAGUAAAGACUUCCCCUAUGCCUGUUGAAGACGCUAAAGUCUUCCUACCUCCCCAAGAAACUAAAGUAAACCAAAUGGUAAAAAGGGUAAGUAUUUGGUAACUCGCAGCAAACCCUCAGGUUUCACUUUUGGAUUCGGGAAGAUUAUUCUGAUAGAUGGAGUUGAUGAAAGCUAAAGAAAAUGUAAUUUACAAUUCUCUAAACCAGAGAGAUACAAAAUCAUUUAACUAUUAAACAACUAUAGUACAUCCUAAAACAAUAUUUUUUUGAGCAUGUUUUAAUUUUGAGUCAUUUAGCAUUUUCAUAUAGCAACCACAAAGAGGGACACAUACAAAAAUAGUAAAAGUAACAUUGUAUAAAUAUGUGUACAAUUACCUUAAAACUAGAAUUAUAAGUAGUGACUAAGAAAUUAAAAAAAAAAUAUCCACAAAUUCUUAUUUUGUUGUUGUUUUGUUUUCAUAAUUCCAGGAAGAACCUUACCAGAAAACCAAUUCAAACUUCAGACGGUAGGUACUCACAAUUACAUGUACACAGUUACAGGUUAGAGCUAAAAUAGAAGUUAAAGGGACACUAUAGUCACCUGAACAACUACAGCUUAAUGUAUUUGUUCAGGUAUGAUCUAUAGCUCGCUGCAGGCAAUCUAAUGUAAACACUGUAUUUUCAAAGAAAAUACAGUGUUUAUAUUGAUCGGAAUACCUCCAGUGGCCGUCACUCAGACAGCCACCAGAGGGACUUCCUAUCAUGCAUGGCCCUAAAAAGGCCUUGUACACGUCAGACGUAUUAAAAUACGUCUGACGUGUGCAGGAGAGAGAAGGCACUGUGUGCGUGCCUUCUCUCGUCUGCCUGUCCGCAGAGAAGAGGGGGCGGGCAAAGACCGCGAGCUGAGCUGUCAGUCAGGACUUCAGAGGGCAGCAGGACUUCAGAGGGCCGCCCUCUGAAGUAUGUGCGGCGAUGCCGCGCAUGUGCACAAGGGAGCAAUGACGCUUCCAAAUGGAAGCGUCUGAUUGCUCCCUGCUCGCGCCUGCCUAUUUCAUCAAUUUGACGAAAUAGGGGGAGCGGCUUCACGAGGCUCAAGGCGCUGGAACCAGGUGAGUAAAAUUCUCUGCCUGGAGAGUCCCUUUAAGAAAAAAAAUAAAAUACAUUUAAUUGUCGACAUUGUAGCAUAGGUAGAUAGGCUUGUGUGUGUGUGUGUGUAUAUAUUGUAGAAUAUAUUUAUAAUUUUUGUAUUGAAGUUCUAACUUACAUGAAAUUAAUGAAAAUGGUUACAAUACACUGGGGUGUUUUUUUUAUGUCUACUUACUUUGUUGGUGUAAUUUUAGAUUGGUGGGAUUUUAAACAAGACUAAAUAUUAAACAAGACUAAAACAUAAAGUUUUAAAACGAAUGACACAUUGGGGGCGGGGCCUGACUGUCAUGGAGGGAAGACGUGCCUAGCUGGAGCUCCACACUAAUCUUGGGGGAAAAAUGGCUUUAAAGGCACCCCUAUUUCACUACAAACCACACCCCAGGACCCCAAGCGACUUACUAGUCCUCUACCCUCACGGUAAACCGGUGAUGCGGCCCGUGAGUGGACUGCAGAGUGCACCUGCGAGGGCAAGUGGCCUGGCAAACACCGUGCGGUAGAGGUGGCCGGUCUCCCAGCCUGGAACCACCCGGAGACCAACUGCCACGAGUGGACACCCUUUGGUCUGGUGGGGGUGAUCCCGGUCCACCCAUGGUGGUACCCUCCAAGACGACGGAAACAACCGUGAAGAUGGCCAGAGAGCUGAGAGGCCAACCUAAAAUGGCAGAUACCACGCGGCCAGCAGACAGCCAACUCCUGUCCAGCAUUGACAGGAGUUUCCAAAACGUCUGGCUCAAGCUUGAACUCAUGCUGCAACAAGGUGCUCUACGACUACUCACCGUACGUCGCCCACCUCGACAACCGCCACCUCAGCAUCAGCCUGCAGCCCCGAUGGGGCCUAAAAAAAAACACGCGACGGCGAAGUAAGCACCUCGCUCGCGGAGAGUGGGUGGAAACCCCGGAAAACAAGCCUCGAUCUCAAGCAAGCACCCACCUCCUCAUGGGCGACUCUAUCCAGGCCCAGUGGCACGAUCAACCGACUCCAACCACACCCGCUCACUCACCGCACCACAACAAAGCUUGGCCAACUCCCACUCCGGCAGGACGAUCUACACAACGCCACAUUGGGAGAUAAAAACAUGCCUGGUGGACAUUGUACACAAGGAAGGUGGAAGCCCAGCCAGGGAAUCGGCUGACUGCCUAAACUUCGGGAGCUGGCUGCCGGUUGAGAUAAUUCUCUGGACAGGGACCCCAACUGAGGCUGCAAACAACCCAGCGACACAAAAGCAAGAAAAAUUCUACUAAGUUAAAAAUGUUAUUAUAUUGAUCUCACUUUAGAUUAGCCAAGUCUCCUCAACUCAACAUAUACUGCACAAUUGUUUUAGCUUUAACUAAUGUUGCGUCAGUGUCAUAUCAGUUGCAUGCAUGUUAGCUUACAAUAUGAAAAUUAGAUAGCCUCUGGUGCAUUAGGGCAAACUGUGAAUUGCCAGUCCUUUUCUAACACAAUAGUCAGCAUGCUAGGUCGCUGUUUUUUUUUCCCUCAUAUGUGUAACUCUGUGCACCAAAGAUGUCAGAAUGCUACAAGCAUAUUUACUCUUACAAAGAUUAUCACGUAGACAUAUCUACUAUACUUACUUUACCUUUAAACAAAAAGUGCACGUUUUCAAAGCCACUGUUUAACCUAUCUAUGUUGCCAUAUUAUUUAACACUGUUGUGGCGCAUGACUAUACUUUGUACUCACCUGCACAACAAAAAUAAAGAAUAAUAAAAAAAAACGAAUGACACAUUCUAAAUGUGUCGCUAACAUCCAAAUAGUGAGAAAAAUAAAGGCAUGUGAGUGCCUUUUUAUUAUCAAAUUCUUUUAUUUUAAAAUUUUUAUAUAUAUCAAUCAUAACAUAAUAUAAAUUCUUAAAACAUAUACAAUAAAAUUACAAGGAAAAAAAUGAAAGGGAAACAAAUGUGAGGGAAGGUAAUGCAAAUAUAAAUUGUACAUAACCAUGACCAUUCGUAUUAUUCUGGCUAAAGCAGAAUCAUUAUAUAAGCAUAUAUGUAUACGACAUACAUAUAUAUGUAUGUCGUAUAGAGGUAUCCACAUUUUUAAUAUAACAAAGCAGGACAAUAUGCACAGAGACAAAAAUAAGAGAUUAGAAAAUAUAGCAAGAAUGAGAAUAGAAGGUAGGGGUUAUUGCUGUACUCAGGGGGUGUAGUGGCAUAUUAUUCAAUAACACACACUGCAGUAUGUGAAAAAUAUAUUGCCCAAUAGAUGCCCUAUUUAGAAUUCCUGCUUUUUAUAUAAAUAAAAAAUACUUUUAUGGAAGUAAUUUCAGUUUGCUGGUUGUAAAACUCCAAAAUGAGAUGCCACCGCGCAUUAAGCACUAUGGCAUGAUAUGCAGUCUUUGCAACUAAUUGGUCAGUUAAGGGUAAGGUUAGGUGGCUGGGAUUCGCUCUGACUCUAGGUCAAUUAAGGUAACAAUUGCAGAUGAAUGUCUGAGCUAACUAGAAAGAUGAUCACUUGUUGGUUGCCACUUGAAUACAAGAAGAUAGGGGUGUGUAAAUAUGGUUUUAUUUAAAGGGUUACUCCAAACUGGUUUCAGACUUGAAUUUUUUUUGCUUCUGUUGUAUUAUUGUGCACUCGCCACCUAGUCGCCCCCAUUUCUCCUGUCUUUUGAGGUGGAAAAUGUUAAAAAGUAGCUUUACAGUUACCUAAAAUCCAGCGCUUGGCCAGGUUCUUUCCGUCCCUUUUCACACAUUGUCAAUUGUCAUGCCACAUUACCUUCUUCCUGUCCGCAGUCAAAUCAAAUGCUUCUCAUAGCGAAGCUUUGGACCUUGGACCAUGUGCUGCGACCAAUGCCUCAAUCAGCUUCUUUUGAUAGAAUCUCGUCUCCAAAGCACAGAGAAGUAGGGACGUAAAAGCUAUCAUUUGGGGAUACUAGGAAGUUGGCUGGCAUUAAGUGGAGGAAGGGAACAACUUACAGUUGAGCCUUUUUGUUGGACUGUGUGCAUGUAAACUGCGCGCACACACGCAGUCCUACAGGCCGCUCCUUGCAGCCAUGCUCAAGGGAAGAAGCUGAUUAUGUCCUUCAACAGUGCGCAUUAUGUGUGGACGAUGGAUGUUGUUUUGCACAUAAGUCAGUCCAGAACACCCUGGCACAAAUUUCUCUGUAUAUUUCUUUGUAUAGUCAGCAUUUCAGGCUGAAACACUGCACGUAUAGAUUGUUUGCACCAUGACCACUUCUAAAAGAAGAAGUUGUCAAGGGGAUUAAAGUAAUCAUUUAAUUCUUUAUCCGUAUUAAAAGCCCUUUUCUAAACACCAUGGCCUUUGCACUAAUUAACGCUUGAACUUGUAUAUGUAUUGUGCAGUCUUAUUUAUUGUAACUGCUGCAUACAAUGCGUAUGAGAUAUAGGCCUAAUUAUUUUUUUAAUUCAAGGGCCUGCUGGUAACAUGAGCAACUACCAAACAGAACUAAAUAAAAUAUGAAUUUUCUUUCAUCACACUUGGAUAUCUACCAAAAUCAUUGAAAUUUUAUAUUGUAUUCACUGUGAAACUUUAUAAUUCUCAUCCUAAAUCCCUUCUCAUAUGAACCAGGUCUGUGACGGUAACUUUGAUUGUAUAUAUUUUAAAGAUAACAUGCAAUGUCUUUUAUUAUCACAGGCCAGAUUCUCCCCCAGUUCCUGCUGUGAAAAACCGGUUACAUCAAGCGCAGAAAAAACUGACUGCACCCUCUAACCAACAAAUUUACAGUGGGACUUCUGUCCACAGGGCCAUUGACAACGCUAAACACAGUAACACUUCUCCAGAAAGCAGUGAUCAAGAGUCUGAUCGACCCCCUUCUUCACAUUUUAUUCCAUACGUGAGAACGAAAGAGAUAUACUAUCUAGAUCCAAAUGCCCCAAUGUCAAGACCAUCAACACAUGAUCCACAAUACAGACGACCUGGUAUGAAUACUGUAGAUCUGGUUAUAUAGUACCCUUGGGUAUUUUUACAAAUGGUACUUUCCAACAGUCACAAUGUGCAAGGUUAUUGCCAGGGGGGAAAAAAACGUAUCCCUGGAUCAACCAGCUCUUACUUAAAUGACAGGGAUAAUCCUUUAGUUAUAUGUAUUUUCUGUGUUGCUAAAUUAAGCGGCUAGUAUUUUUAUUUUAUUUAUUUUUGUAAAUAUUAAAGCGGCACUGUCAAGCCGAAUCCUGUUUUUUUUUGUUUUUUUUUUUCACCCCCCUCCCGAGUCCACUAUCUCUAAUUGACCCCCUAGUCACCCCCAAACCCUCAUAUUACCUAUUUUUUAAUCUUUCUUUUCUGCCCCGAUCUAUAUUCAGGGCGCCGCCAUCUUUGUGUGGGUAGAGGAAGUCCCUGUGGGACACGUCAUCUGCCCACACUAGAUAGACUGUGAGAUUCCCGCACAUGCCCAGUGAUACACCUGGACAUGCGAACGGGAAUUUCAUCCAUUCAUUCAUCAGAAAGACGAAUGAAUGAAUAGAAAAAUCAGACGAACAAACUAACACUGUGUAUCAGUGUUCGUUCAGUUUUAUUACAAGGAGGGAGCUACCGGCGCGCAGCUCCCUCCUUGUAAUAUGUAAAGAUAGAAGCGGCAGGGAGCAGUGCUUCCCACCACUUCAUAAGCCCCCCAGGUCCCCCCUCACUCUAUGGUGGUCAAUAUGACCCCCAUAAUAGCAUAAAGGAGAUUAAAAUCUCCCCAAUGCCCCUACUCGCUAUACCGCGAGUAGGGGCAUGUCCACUACUGUGGCUGCUCACUGUUAACAAUUGGCCCCAACCCCUAAACGACAUAAUGAUAACUGGAUUAGGACCCCAGGUGGCAGGUGGGGGCCAUAAUGAUAAUGAGGGGGGGACCUACUGUCCGGCCCCCCACCCCUGGGCAGCGGGUGGGGGCCAUAAUGAUAAUGAGGGGGGGACCUACUGAGUUCUAAAAGAAACGAACAUACUGUUCUCAUUCAGUUAGAACGCAAUUCGUCAGUUUCGUGUAAAAUGACAGGAAGCAUCGCGGGAACACAAGGAAAGGUAAGAAUUAUGGGAAAAUUGCUCUGACCAGCGGAAAUGAAGCACACUUUGCUCCUCCGUUGGUCAGAGCUGGUCAAGUGGAGGAAUCCUCCAUAAGGCAAAGAGUCCCUACUUUGUCUUAUGAUUUUAAAGAAAACUAAGAAGACAGGAAGAAAAGAAGAACAGAUCCUUAGAGAGGGGGAGAAGAGGAAGAGAUUGAGGAGAGGUAAGUUCGGCAUGACAGUGCCGCUUUAAUGGCUUACUAUAAAGAGAAGGCUAAUUUUGGGUGUGGCGCUACAAAUGAAAUAUUGCCAUUUAUUCUCAGGUGAUGAACAGGAGAUGAGACAGAUCUUCAGCUCUGACCAUGCAAGAGAUCCUUUACUAAAUCCUAAUGUAGUCAAGAAUAAAGACCGACAGCAGGCAAUACUGAGAGGAUUGUCUGAAUUAAGAAAGGUAUGUUUUAUCUUAAUUAAGAAAAGUAAUCACAUACAUAUAUUUGUUUAUUUCAUUGCCAACACUGCUGCAUAUUAUCAGGUAGGGAGCGGUCGUCCUCAUCAUUCCUGAUGUUUUGCAGGGUGGGUUAUGUGGACAGUACAUAUAGUGUACAGACUGCUUUGGUUUUUCUCAACUAAAAUUUAUUGCGUACAUAUGUGAUGAUAGGUCUAUUGUUGCUAGUUUUACUCUUACUCUUCCUUUGAUUAUAUUCUUUUCAUAAAAAGUGCAACAUCCUUGACACAUCAACUGUAAUAUUCUCUACUCUCCCAGCCUAAUUCACUCUUGUUGAUUUGUCAUAAUGACCUUGUAUGUAUAUCUUUGCACGUCAAAAAUAAAGAAUGUCAAAAAUAAAAUAAAACUGUUUCCCGUAACCACAGCAAAGCUGUAACAAAAGCAAGAUAGCUUAAGAAUGGUGACCGGACCGUUUUUCAAUUUUCUUACCGUUCAGGAUCCAGGGCUCUUUUUACAUUUCUGCGGGUUUGGGUUUAAAUGUAAUUUGCCUCUUACUCAUUUUACCCAUAUUAUAUACCGUUUUUCUCGACGUUAAAUGGUCUUUCUAAAGAUCCCAUUAUUUUCAUCAUAUCCUAAAUUUACUAUGAAAAAAUGAUAAAAAUUUUAAAAUACACCUUUUCUAACUUUGACCCCCAAUAUCUGUUAACUAGUGAUGUCGCGAACGGUUCGCCACGGACUCAUCAUUGAGUAAACUUUGACCCUGUACCUCACAGUCAGCAGACACAUUCCAGCCAAUCAGCAGCAGACCCUCCCACCUCCUGGACAGCUCACUAAGAAUGCAGCUUCACAAUGAAUGUAAAAUGGAUGCUGUCCAGGGUGGGAGGGAGGGUCUGCUGCUGAUUGGCUGGAAUGUGUCUGCUGACUGUGAGGUACAGGGUCAAAGUUUACUCAAUGAUGAGUCCGCGGCGAACCGUUCGGGACAUCACUACUGUUAACCCCUUAAGGACUGUAGACGUUUCAGGACAGUCAUCGGCAUUUUUGCCUUGCCGACUGACCCUGAACCGUCCUAACGGUCUUAGUUACUUACCUGAUCGCUGUCGUUCCCCCGGCGGCAAUCAGCGGUGCUCCUGUUGUGGGGAGAUUGCCUGCAGCCCAGACAGUCUCCCCACACUGGAUUAGGACCCCUGGGGCCAUGUGAUCGCUCAACAGAGUGAUAUAUACGUAUAUAUUUAUGCAUAUAUAUAUAUAUAUUUCAUUCUACGUGUAUUUUGAUAUAUAUAUAUAUAACAAUACAGUUAGAACGAAAUAACACAUCUAUAUUUUUUAAUUAUUUUUUUAUUUUUUUUUUUAACGUAUUUACACUUUUUUAUAUUAUAUAUAAAUAUAAUAAUUAUGUAUAUUUAAUCAGUAUCAGUCUACGUGUAAUUUGAUAUAUAUAUCUAUAUAUCUCUAUAUAAUUUAUUUAUUUUUACACUGAUUAACUUUAUUUUUUUUCAUUUCCAGCCUGCAGGGGGACUAACUGUCAUUACAGGCAGUCCCCCCUGCUGGCAAUGCAGCAGCCAGCUAACCCGGCCAUGUAAUUGUGAGGACCUCACUCUCACAUGGCUGGGGGGCGGGGGGAGGAGGCAGGAUCUGCAGCGGGGGACUCUCUGGGAUCCCAGGUGUCUCCCCAACCGCUAUCGCCGGCAACGGGGUAAAAAAAAAAAACGGAGGGCGUACUAUUACGCCUUGCGGAGUUUAGAGCCGCUUAGAAUAGGGCGUAAUAGUACACCUUUUGGUUUUAAGGGGUUAAGCAUCUACAACUGCCAAAAAACACCCGUGCUAAAUAGUUUCUAAAUUUUGUCCUGAGUUUAGAAAUACCCAAUGUUAACAUGUUCUUCACUUUUUUUUUAGAAAGUUAUAGUUGCGAUUUCCAAACCAUUUUUUUUAUUAUUUUUUUUUUAUAUAAAAUGCAAGUUACAUUGUAACACUGAUAUCUGUCAGGAAUUUCUGAAUAACCUUUCACAUGUAUAUAUUGUUUUAAAGAAGACAACCUAAUAUAUUAAACUUGGUAUUUUGACUCUUUUCAUGCAACCAUCCUACCACCAAUCUAUUUAAAAAUAUAUAUAUAUAUUAACUUUGGCCAGUGAUUGUGACUAAGUGGUUACUAAAAAAAGACUGGACAUGCCCCAUAUUGAAUACCCUGGGUUGUCUAGUUUUCAAAAAUAUAUGGUUUGAUGGGGGUAAACUACAUUGUCCAGCUUCAAAAAUGUCCCAAAUAGGACAUGGGUACAUGAUGACCAGCUGUGAAAAUUCCAAGUUGGAAAACUGGAAUGUGCACCCUCCAAAUAAGGUCUUUUAGCACCCAGAGAACCUGACACCUGUACAUGGGUGGUGUCUCUGUACUCAGGAGAUGUUGCCGAACACAUAUUGCGGUGUUCUUUUGUAGUAACCCUUAAAGUUCUCAGUACAUAUAAUAUUCUUAAAUUGCUAUGUGUCUCGAAAAAAAUCACCAAUUUUAUUUAUUUUAUUUGGCAUAGAUUGGUGUUAAAAUAGUUGCAUGAAGAGAGUCAAAAUACCCAAAGUUUAAUAUAUUAUGUUGUCUUCUUUAAAACAAUAUAUACAUGCAAAGGGUUAUUCAGGGAUUCCUGACAGAUAUCAGUGUUACAAUGUAACUUUCAUUAAUUUUGGAAAAAAAUGGUUUGGAAAUAGCUACAUGUACUUACUGCCCUAUAACUUUUCAUAAAAGAACAUGUUAAGAUUGGGUAUUUCUAAACUCAGGAAAACAUUUUUUAGAAACUAUUUGGCACGGGUGUGUUUUUGUUUUUUUUUGGCAGUUGUAGAUGCUUAACAGAUUUUGGGGGCCAAAGUUCGCAAAAGUGUUUUUUAAAAACUUAUUUUUAUGAAAACUCUUUUUAUAGUAAAUAUAUGAUGAAAAUAAUGGUAUCUUUAGAAAGACCUUUUUUAAUAUGUAUAUGGGUACUGUAAAUGAGUAAUAGGCAAAUUACAGCUAAACACAAACCAAACACAGCAGAAAUGUAAAAACAGCCCUGGUUUAACGGUAAGAAAAUUAAAAAAUGGUCUGGUCACUAAGGGGUUAAGUAACUUUAUCCCCACUGGGAAUAUUCACCUUGAGCCACGUAGCGUAAGAGCGGGCAAACAAGUGAUCAGUACGCCCCAUUCUAUGUGACAUUUCUUCAUACAAAGUUAUUUUACGCAAUCUAACACUGCCGAAAUUGAAGCGGGGGGGGUCUGUUAUGUUUUACAGCCAUCAAUAUAUGUGAAGUUAAAUAGGUAGUAUAUGCAAUGCAGUAGGCAUGUUUCUGACCUGAAGGGUUGUUUAAAGGUUGUGGCUGACCAGUGUAUAUUAACUAGGGACAUGGGCACAAUACAUAUUUGUAUUAUAUCUGUAUUCCCAAUGGUACAGCCCUGAUGCCUGUUAUCCAUUAGGUCACCCCACUCUUUAAUUUAUAUUUUUUUUUUUAUUUACUGGUAAAUGCCAUGUGUUUUUCCAUGUAAAUUUGAAAUAUCUCUUUUUUCUCCCUCAAUUUAGGGUUUGCUGCAGAAACAGAAAGAACUUGAGACUGUUUUGAUGCCAGAUGUUUGAAAAUUAUCUGGACUUGUAAUUUGUACUAUAUGUGUCAUCUGUAACUUAUUAAACUUUAUCACUUUUACCCAUGUGAAUUGCAAGUGGUUGCU
Messenger RNA from Pelobates cultripes (western spadefoot toad), 35956 nucleotides. The record is from the annotation of a GenBank genome assembly. NCBI's taxonomy places the organism in Eukaryota, Metazoa, Chordata, Amphibia, Anura, Pelobatidae.